UAUAGAAGAGGAUCAGUAUGUAAAAGUAGUCUUAUCUGAUUACUGUCCAUAUGUUGCAAAAUUCCUGCAAGAUCUUUCAAUAUUUGCUACCUGUUUUAGAAAGAUGAACAAUGAAGACAGUUUACCUCCAGAGGAGAAAUAUAACUUAAUCUCUAGAAACUUGCAGGAAGUAUUAGGAGAGGAGAAAAUCAAAACAAUUCUGAAAGAACGUGAUUUGAAAUUGUACUGGGGUACUGCAACAACUGGAAAACCCCAUAUAGCCUACUUUGUACCAAUGUCAAAGAUAGCAGAUUUUCUUAGGGCAGGUACUGAAGUGACUAUUCUGUUUGCUGAUUUACAUGCUUAUUUAGACAAUAUGAAAGCGCCAUGGGAUCUUUUGGAGCUUAGAGUUCAAUAUUAUGAACAUUCAAUCAAAGCUAUGCUACAGUCAAUUGGAGUCUCACUGGAAAAGUUGAAAUUUGUGAAAGGUACUGAUUAUGAAUUGUCAAGAGAAUAUACUCUGGAUGUUUAUAGAUUGACAUCUGUUGUUACUGAACAUGAUGCUAAGAAAGCAGGUGCAGAAGUUGUUAAACAAGUGGAUAAUCCCCUGCUUAGUGGUCUUCUAUAUCCAGGUUUGCAAGCUUUGGAUGAGGAAUAUCUGAAAGUGGAUGCUCAGUUUGGUGGAGUAGACCAAAGAAAAAUAUUCACUUUUGCUGAAAAAUACUUGCCACAAUUGGGAUACCAAAAGAGAGCCCAUUUGAUGAACCCAAUGGUACCAGGUCUGACAGGGUCCAAAAUGUCAUCAUCUGAAGAAGAUAGUAAGAUAGAUUUACUUGAUUCUCCAGCUAAUGUGAAGAAAAAAUUGAAGAAAGCCUUCUGUGAACCUGGUAACAUUGAGACAAAUGGUAUCCUGUCCUUCUCCAAACAUGUAAUUUUUCCUCUAUUGAAACCCAAUGAAAAAUACAUUGUUCCUAGGAAACCUGAGUUUGGUGGAGACUCUUCAUUUGAAAAAUAUGAAGAUCUUGAAAAAGCAUUUGCAAAAGAAGAAGUUCACCCUGGUGAUCUAAAGAAUGCUGUUGAAGUAUACAUUAAUAGGUUACUGGAACCUAUUAGAAAGACAUUCAGUACACCAGAAUUGAAGAAAUUGGCAGAAAGGGCAUAUCCAAUUCCUAGUAAAACAAAAGGAGCUCCAAAUGCAUCUCCAGCUACUGAUGAAAUUAUACCAAGCAGGUUGGAUAUCCGAGUGGGAAAAAUUGUGGAGGUAUCUAAACACCCUGAAGCCGAUUCCCUUUAUGUUGAGAAAAUCGACUUGGGAGAGGAAAACCCAAGAACCAUUGUGAGUGGUCUUGUCAAUUUCAUACCAAUUGAAGAGAUGCAAGACAGAAUGGUUGUGGUUUUAUGUAACCUCAAACCUGCCAAAAUGAGAGGUGUUGAGUCUCAAGGGAUGGUACUGUGUGCCUCAGUGGACGAUCCAAAGCAAGUAGAAACUCUGAUACCACCGGUGGGGGCCGUUGUUGGUGAACAAGUUUAUGUUGAAAACUUUGAAGGAGGAAAACCUGAUGAGAUUCUCAAUCCCAAGAAGAAAGUUUGGGAAAAGUUACAGGUAGACUUGAAAACGAGCAAAGAUUGUAUAGCCCAGUGGCAAGGAAAUAGUUUACUUACCAAGUCAGGUGGAAAAAUCUAUUGUACAAGUAUGACUGGUGCGCCAAUAAAAUAAGUCAUAAUUUAUUUAAUGAAUUUUACAAUAAACCUGUUGGGCUC
Messenger RNA from Phaedon cochleariae (mustard beetle), 1740 nucleotides. The record is from the annotation of a GenBank genome assembly. NCBI's taxonomy places the organism in Eukaryota, Metazoa, Arthropoda, Insecta, Coleoptera, Chrysomelidae.